AUGGAAGCUCUAGGCGACGACGAUUCCAGCAGUAGUAGAUUCCCAUCUUACGAGGCUCCCAUCGGCUACGGCAUCGAAGACGUUCGACCUCACGGUGGGAUCAGGAAGUUCCAGUCCGCUGCGUACUCCAAUGUAUACCCCCCGCCCCCUCGAGCUACAUCUGUUCUUCCCGUUUCGAUCUUCCUCCGUCGAAGAAGACUCACGCCUUCGAUCCCUUUCUGUGCUUCUGAAUCUGUGCAGUGCGCGAGGAAACCAUCCUGA
Spirodela intermedia is the source of this 261-nucleotide messenger RNA. The record is from the annotation of a GenBank genome assembly. NCBI's taxonomy places the organism in Eukaryota, Viridiplantae, Streptophyta, Magnoliopsida, Alismatales, Araceae.